Messenger RNA from Zea mays, 3719 nucleotides. RefSeq lists its product as uncharacterized. The coding region runs from base 981 to 3356 and encodes 791 amino acids. Gene Ontology annotation, molecular function: receptor serine/threonine kinase binding; ATP binding; protein kinase activity. The record is from RefSeq and is a predicted model, not a curated record. Gene Ontology annotation, biological process: protein phosphorylation. The transcript is spliced from 6 exons. Lineage: Eukaryota; Viridiplantae; Streptophyta; Magnoliopsida; Poales; Poaceae.
UGGACUGCCAUGCUAUCUCUCGCUCUCUGUCUCUCUCCCCCGUCGUGUCCAGCUCAGCCUUUGGAGACACCACCUGUCCGUUGCUCCAGGUGCCUCUUCCUCUGCCACCCCCCGUGACGCACUGACGCUCUGCUCUGCGGCUGCGCCUGCAGCACAACUAGGCGACACUCUCAGACACAGAGUGAGCUCUCCACUCCGAGUGAGUGAGCGAGCGAGCGCGCGCUCCGACAUCACAUAUAACACCGGCAGGGCAAGCGAGCAUGGACAGCAAAGGAGGAACACGGAAUCCGUUCUUCCUACCGUUCGUCUAUCAUCCAUCCGUUGCUGUCCUGAUGCCUUUACCGCUUCACCAUUGAUCUGAGUUCUGAAGAAGGUCGUUUCCCUGGCCGACUCCUUCGCCGCUGCUUCGGCGACUGCACUCUCACUGCAAGGUGACAUUCCCCUUCGCCUCACGGUUUUCUUGUGAAAAAGUACCGUUGGUGAUCUUGGCGCCCAAGUUGUAGCGAGUGUUCCGUGGUGCGGUUCUUGCAACGGCUAGCGCGCAGCAGCAGGGUCCGCAUCGCUUUCUCGUUAGAGAUUUAGAGCCGGGUGCUCAGCGCUCAGGUCCUUGGAGAUUUAUUUUGACGAGCCAACUUUGCUCAACUUCCAAGCGGGGGGCAGAGGCUUUGCUCAGCUUCUCUUUUUCUUUGUCUCCUUACCUUUAAACCUCUCAAGUACUCUAGUUCCUCCCAUUUUCUACUGCUGCUGACCAAGGGGGAGGAGACGAGCUCGUUAUCGUUAGUCUGGCUUGCUGAUGGUAGUUACCCACGUUUGGCUAUUCCUUAUGCUCACCGUUCUUGGUCACAGAAGGAGGAAACCAAUCCAAGAUCAGGCAAAGACAGGCCUAACUCCACCGAUAAGCUUCUUGUGCUCCAUUGCAUAGCAGUGUCGUUCCACACGGUGUCUCUCCUCUCAUCGAGAAAUCGUCUCCAACGACGACAAUGGCUACGCCGAGCCACCUCCUGCUCGUCGUCUUCACGGCGCUUCUUGCGUUGCUCCCGGGGACGACGCAGCUCCAGCCUUCGCAGGUGUGGACUCUGAUCAAGAUCCAGCAGCUCCUGAACGCCCCCCCGAUGCUCAGCCACUGGCGCCGCAGCACCGACUUCUGCGGCGGCGGCGGCGGCGCCAUGGGCCCGGCGGGCUCGGCCGCCGUCCUGUGCUACGGGGACACCGUGACGCAGCUCCACAUCGCGGGCGCGGGCGCGCCGCCUCUGCCCAGGAACUUCUCCAUCGGGGCCGUGGUCACGACGCUGUCCAGGCUCCCCGACCUCAAGGUGCUCACGCUGUCCGGGCUCGGCCUCUGGGGCCCCCUGCCGGGCAAGCUCGGCCGCCUCGCGUCGCUGGAGAUCGUCAACAUGAGCGGCAACUACCUCUUCGGCGAGGUCCCGCGGGGCGUGUCGCGCCUCGCCGGCCUCCAGACGCUGGUCCUCGACGACAACAUGCUGGGCGGCGAGGUGCCGGCCUGGAUCGGCGCCCUGCCGUCGCUGGCCGUCCUGAGCCUGCGGAACAACACGUUCCAGGGAGCCGUGCCGGAGUCCCUGGGAAGCGCACCCUCGCUGCGGUCGCUCGUGCUCGCGUCCAACAACCUGUCCGGGAACCUGCCGGACAUGAGCCGGCAGGCCAACCUCCAGGUGCUCGACGUCGGCGGCAACUCGCUCGGCCCGGCGUUCCCCAAGCUCGGGAGGAAGGUGGUCACCGUGGUCCUCGGCAGGAACCGGUUCGGCGGCGGCCUCCCCGCGGAGCUGAGCUCCUUUUACCUGCUGGAGCGGCUCGACGUGUCGUGGAACCGCUUCGUCGGGCCGUUCGCGCCCGCGCUGCUCUCCCUGCCGUCCAUCCGGUACCUGAACAUCGCCGGGAACAGGUUCACCGGGACCCUAUCCGACAAGGCGCCGUGCGGCGACAACCUCCGGUUCGUCGACCUGUCGCUGAACCUCCUCAUGGGGAGCGUGCCGACCUGCCUGAGGUCGCCGGGCAGGAAGCCGGACACGGUGGUGCUCGUGUCCACCAACUGCCUGGACGACAGCGACGGCUCGCAGCACCCGUCGCCGUUCUGCCAGAACCAGGCCCUGGCCGUGGGGAUAGUGCCCGGCAAGGAGAGGAAGAGCGUCGCAGGCCAGGCAGGCUUCGUGGCCGGCGUUGUGGUGGCGAUCCUUGUCGCCAUCUCGGCUGUGGGCCUCAUCGCCUUCUUCGCCGUGAGGAAGGCGGCCAUGAAACGUUGGGAGGCGAGGGCGCCCACGGUUUCGGAGGAGGAGAGUUCUUCGACUGGGUACCCUUCCAAGAUGCUCGCUGAUGCACGAUACAUAUCGCAGACGCUGAAGCUGGGCGCCCUGGGGAUCCCGUCAUACAGAGCAUUUUCUCUGGUCGAGCUUGAAGCUGCAACUAAUAACUUCGAGAACUCUCACCUGCUGGGGCAGGACUCUCACGGCGAGAUGUACCGAGGAAGGUUAGGCAAUGGCACCCCAGUGACGAUCAGGACUCUGAAGAUGAAGAGGAGCCAGACCGCCCAGAGCUUCAACCGUCACAUCGAGACGAUCUCCAGGCUGAGGCACCAGAACCUGGUCAGCGCUCUGGGACACUGCUUUGAGUACAAUCUCGACGAGUCCACAGUCACCCAGCUGUACAUCGUGUUCGAGUACGUGCAGAAUGGGAACCUGAGGAGCAGGAUCUCGCGGACCGAAGGGUGCAGGCUGACGUGGUCGCAGAGGAUCUCGGCCGCCAUCGGCGUCGCCAAGGGCAUCCAGUUCCUGCACGGGGGGAUCAUACCUGGCCUGGUCGGAAACGAUCUGCGGAUCACGAACGUCCUUGUGGACCAGAACCAUGUCGCCAAGAUCGGCAGCUACAACAUCCCGAUCCUGGCGGAGGCCAUGAGGUCCGAGCAGGGAGGAGCUGGGAACAAGUUCCAGGCUGACAGUCGGGUGAAGAGCGAUAAGACGGACAUCUUCGACUUCGGGGUGAUCCUGCUUGAGGUUGUGUCCGGGAAGACCAUCACGUCCAUGUAUGAAGUGGAGAUACUGAAAGAAUUGCUUGCAUGGGCGAUUGCCGACGAGGACCGGGUGAGGAGGAGGAGCUUCGCAGACCCCGCGGUGAGCAAAGGGUGCUCGGACGAGUCGCUGAGGACGGUCAUGGAGAUCUGUCAGAGGUGCCUGGCGAAGGAGGCGUCGCAGCGGCCCUCGGUGGAGGACGUGCUGUGGAACCUGCAGUUCGCCGCCCAGGUGCAGGACGACUGGGAGACGGAUGCCUGGAGCAGCGGCGGAGGAAGCCCAGUGUCGUCGUCGUCCAGAGCCACCAGGCCGUCUCGGCUACACUUGAGCAGAUAGAUGAUCAGGUGCUUCACCAAUCUCCAGUAAAGCGGUCACAUGAUCUACCCAUAGUCUACCGGGGACAAGGACAAGGAUCUAAAGAUGGGAAAUGCUGGUCAGCCUACAGUACAGCAUCUGCCUCUGAUGGGAUGCUGAAAACCACAGCAGUAUCAGCUCGCUGAAAACUGUCCUCCCUGUGGUGCAGACUAAUGUGCUUUGCGCCACUGUAGAGUUCUUUUUUGGUUUCUCUUUAUCAUCACGUCCCUAUCUACGAGUACAAUAAUGGUGUGCCUUUUGUCCAUUUUCCCCCAUUGGUAUUGGUAGCACAAUAAUGAUGUAACAGGCAUUGCCUUCUACGUCCUGAGUUUUGUGAUCAUCGUA